This is a messenger RNA of Symbiodinium pilosum, 552 nucleotides long. The record is from the annotation of a GenBank genome assembly. Lineage: Eukaryota; Dinophyceae; Suessiales; Symbiodiniaceae.
AUGGCAUAUUCCUGGAUGCUUCAACUGCUACUCCUGCAGAUCGUGCAGGUGAAUGCGGCUACUGGUACUGGUACUGGUUGUUACAAUGUGGAGACGCACCAGUGCGAUUGUACGACCUCGGAAGCAGCUUGCCAUGCCAGUGGUCACACAUGGACAGAUGGCUGCAGGACCUGUGACUCCACCACAAACACGCAGCAUCCUACCUGUCAGAAGGCAAAUUCUUGGGGUUGCUUUGCGGAAGCCUCUCACCAAUGCGAGUGCCAGGUCUCAGAGAGCGUUUGUGGCCAAACCUCGGGAAAGACCUGGACCCAUGAAUGCUGGUCUUGCUGCCAUACGUCUUCUUGGGGCUGUUUCGUGCCAGGAAAUGGUGCAGAAUCGGGCUGCCACUGCGACAUUGCCAGCGAGCAGGCUUGUGCGCUCAACUUCCCGGAUGCGACCUGGUCGCACUCAUGUCAUGUAUGCUCGGAUACGGAGACGGAGUCCAAUGGUUGUCGCGAGGCCACUAUUGCCGUGGCUGGCCUCCUAUCAGUAGCCAGCGCAGUUCUGGCCUAG